Messenger RNA from Pundamilia nyererei, 801 nucleotides. RefSeq names its product zinc finger protein 714-like. NCBI's taxonomy places the organism in Eukaryota, Metazoa, Chordata, Actinopteri, Cichliformes, Cichlidae. Gene Ontology annotation, molecular function: DNA-binding transcription factor activity, RNA polymerase II-specific; RNA polymerase II transcription regulatory region sequence-specific DNA binding. Gene Ontology annotation, cellular component: nucleus. The coding region runs from base 1 to 801 and encodes 266 amino acids. The transcript has 2 exons. Gene Ontology annotation, biological process: regulation of transcription by RNA polymerase II; embryo development. The record is from RefSeq and is a predicted model, not a curated record.
AUGACUGCAUUUCACUCACUGCCUCUGUUUGUAUCUCUGUCACUGCAGGACCAACAUGGAGCGAGAAGUCAGCGCUCUCAGGAGGCCGACAAACCUCACAGAAGAAAGGGAGAGAAAAAAUACAGCUGUGAUGAGUGUGGGAAGAAUUUUACCCAUCUUGGAAACUUUAAAGCACACCAACUCGUCCACAGUGGAGAUAAACCGUACAGAUGUGACUUGUGUGGGAAGAAUUUUACCCAGAAAGGACACCUAAAAUCACACCAAGUCAUUCACAGUGGAGUUAAACCAUACAGCUGUGAGUUGUGUGGAAAGUCUUAUACCCAUCCUGGAAGGUUAAAAACACACAAACUCAUCCACAGUGAAGAGAAAGCGUACAGCUGUGAGUUGUGUGGUAAAGCUUUUACUUGCAGUGGUAACUUACAGCGUCAUCAAGUUGCUCACUUUGGAAUUAAGGCGUACAACUGUGAUCAGUGUGGAAAAACUUUUGCUUGUAGUGGCCGCUUACAACGUCAUCAAUUUACCCACUCUGGAAUCAAGGCGUACAACUGUGAUCAGUGUGGAAAAACUUUUUCUUGCAGUAGCCACUUACAACGUCAUCAAGUUACUCACUCUGGAUUUAAAGCAUACAGCUGCGACUUGUGUGGAAAGUCUUUUAAUGAUCCUGGAAACUUGAAAAAACACCAACUCAUCCACAGUGGAGUUAAAUCGUACAUGUUAGCACCUUACGACAUCAUCAAGUUACUCACUCUGGAAUUAAGGCGUACAGCUGUGGCAUUUGUGGAAAAACUUUCAGGACCCUAG